AUGACACAUGAACAACAAAACAAAGGAACACCCAUAGAGCAGGAAAGGCGAGCGCUCGUAUCCCCCGAGACGACGCCAUUUUCGCAGGCUGGGACGUGUGGAGUUCGCAGGGAGUUCGCACGAGUUCGGAAACGCUCCUGUUUUGAGUCGCCCCAGAGCUGUAUUAAUAAGAUGGAUAUGGAAGAUCACAGUAUGCCUGUGAUGCCUGACUCAGACAUGCUGAGAGACAUGAUCAGAGAGGAAAUACUGGAUGGUGAAGACUCAGAUCAGGUUCCUGAGGGCAUCCAGCCAGAAUCUUAUGAGAACAAUGAAGAACAAGAAGAAGAAGAGAUGAAAGAAACUGAUGAAGAAAACAUGCGCAAACGCCCUCCAAGCGCAACUCCCAGUGAUGAUGAACCCGCAUCAAAGAAACGCACCAAUGAGGUUGAUAAAUUAUGGAAGAAUGUGAAUGACAACCCAAAUGACUUCCAGGCCUGGACGUUGUUACUACAGCAUAUUGAUCAGGUGGUGAGUUUUGUUUAUGUCCCAAAUCUCUGAAUGCUUGGCUCUUGA
Molecule: messenger RNA, 552 nt
Organism: Penaeus indicus
Lineage: Eukaryota; Metazoa; Arthropoda; Malacostraca; Decapoda; Penaeidae
Product: pre-mRNA-processing factor 39-like
Exons: 3
Coding region: 1-537 (178 amino acids)
Source: RefSeq, a predicted model, not a curated record